Molecule: messenger RNA, 1940 nt
Organism: Solea senegalensis (Senegalese sole)
Lineage: Eukaryota; Metazoa; Chordata; Actinopteri; Pleuronectiformes; Soleidae
Gene: snpha
Product: syntaphilin
Exons: 5
Coding region: 184-1749 (521 amino acids)
Biological process (GO): neuron differentiation
Cellular component (GO): cytoplasmic microtubule; mitochondrion
Source: RefSeq, a predicted model, not a curated record
UUCGCGGGUGCAGGAUGUUCUCUCAGCAACAGCAGCAGCAGCAUCUUCUCUUCCUGCGUCCACCAUGAACCGAGGCAUUUCUACGACGCACAACUUCCUCCUGCAGAAAUGUUUGGCUGUACGGGCUCCCAGCAUCCUUCUCUAGAGACAUCAGUGGACUAGUUGGAGGUCCUUUGCACACCCAUGUCCCUCACUCCGAGUCGAAAGUCCUCCUCAGGUCAGCGCAGGCGCUCAGUGGGCACUGGUGGUGGCAGCGGGCGAUAUUCCAAUGAUGCAUCCAGUACUUACACCUACCCUGGUCGGAGUAGGGUCCCAGAGGAAAGCGUCGCAGCUCGUACAUAUCCCAGUACUCCGAGGCGUCAGGCAAAGCACACAGCCUGCAGUGACAACCAUGGGAUCAGGCCUCCCACCCCAGAUCAGUACCUCACACCUCUGCAGCAGAAGGAGGUGUGUAUACGACAUCUGCGCGCCAGGCUGAGGGAGAAUGUGGAGAGAUUACAGCACAGGGACUGUGAAAUAGACGAGUUGCGGGGCCAACUUUACAGGAUGCAGGAAGACUGGAUAGAAGAGGAAUGCCACCGCGUCGAGGCCCAGUUAGCACUUAAAGAGGCCCGCAAGGAGAUUCAGCACCUCCAGGAAGUGGUAGAGUCAGUGAGGUCCAACCUCAGUGUCCGUGAACAGGACCACCAUGACCACAAGCCAUACUCAGGGUUGCAGGGAGCUCAGCCAGGGGGCAGGUCUCGCUCCUGUGGCUGUUCUCCUGCUGGAACUUUGAGCCGCGGCAUUCCUCGCACGCGACUCAGCAGCGAGGCCUUGCAGCUGGAGCGCGGCGCCAACACUCCUGAGGCGAGUGGAGCGUGUCGCCCCACGGGGCAGACCCACCUGCUCCUGGAAGCGGCCCUCCUGUCAGAGCAGCUGCCACCGCAGGGCCACAUCAGGGUCCCCCCUACUGUACCGCGCUCUUCCACCUAUGAAAGGCUGUACAGCGGAGGGACCGUGUUGCCAGUCUCACACUCCUGUCACAGUCUCAGUAGCAUCUGCAGGUGCAGUGGACACACAUACGUCCCCCAUCAUCACUUGUUCCUGCACUUACCUCAGGAGGAGGUCCCAGUAACAGCUGCCCCCGUAACUGAUCCCAUCCCAUCUCCAUCUCCAUCUCCAGCUCCUGUUCCUGUUCCUGUUCCUGCUCCUGCUGUGAAGAAAAAGCCAGAGGUUUGCUCCCAAGCCUGCAGCCCCACCAUGACCUGGCUGUGUGAGGAAAGUGAAACCAAGGAGCUGAGUGUCAUCUCUUUAGCCUCCGCAGAUGUGACUCCCUCAGAGCCACAUCUGUUUCUAUCGUCUUUACCUCCUGCGUCGCCCUUCGUGCAUUCAGACAGCUUAGAGACGCUACUAUCUGACCGAGCAGCAGCAGAGCCCCACACCUGCCAACCCCACGCUGCAGCUCCACUGCCUGUGAGGCAGGAGGCCACAGUGCUGGAGAUAGAGGACAGUAAGGAGGAAGCUGAAGACGAGAAUUCCCCUGAGCUGUGCCACUGGAGCCGCUACUUCCUCAUAGAUCUGUUGGCUUUGGCAGCACCCGUGGUCCCGACCAUGGCGUGGCUGUGUCGAGGGGCGCAGCGGGACGUCAUGCCCGUGUAUCACAUUGGGUCGCUGCUGAGAGGCUGCUGUGCUGUGGCGCUCCACUCGCUUCGCCGCCAGGGUGCAGGCAGAGGACAUAGACCGACCAACAUGAACGGAACCACAACCUGACACUCUGUGCUCCCUCCGACAUUAACGGUCCAGUGUGUAACAUUCAGUUUAUUGGCAGAAAUUGAACAUGGUUCAUGUUUGUGUCGCACUUCAGCGGCGACACAGACACUGUGGUGAAUCGUCGAUGCACCCUCACUAUUCACAUCAUUCAUUCAUUCAUUCAUCGUCUACCACUCUAUCCUCCACAUGAG